Molecule: messenger RNA, 669 nt
Organism: Schistosoma curassoni
Lineage: Eukaryota; Metazoa; Platyhelminthes; Trematoda; Strigeidida; Schistosomatidae
Source: the annotation of a GenBank genome assembly
AUGUGGGAUUUUCAUAUCUUACUGUCGACAAAAUUAGCUGAAGUUUUGAAAUUCAAACAACCAUUCAGAACACGUAUCUACCAUUUUGCUCUCCAACCCAAGAUGAUUAAAUAUAAUGAGUCAGUAGACCCAGAAGAUCCUCGUCUCGUAAAAGCCGUUGCUCCAGCACAAAAAUGGGAACAUACGGGGUCCAAUUUUGAUGAACUUGUCUCAAGAAUUGUGGGGAUGAUGACCAUUCGAGGCGAAAGAGAGGUGGCUAGAAAUGUAAUGCGCAUGACGUUUAGAGAAAUAAAACUAAUACAGAUGCGGAAAAACAAAAGUAUUGCAAAUAUUUCGGAAAGUAAUGCUGCUGUUAUUAAUCCCACUACUGUGAUUCAUGAAGCAGUAAAGAACUGUACACCUUUACUACUGCUACAAUCAGUACCACGUGGUGGUAUUUUGUACAAGGUUCCUGCUCCUCCAGUAUCUUCUUCGGUUGCCACGCAUACUGCAGUGAAAUUUAUUUUGGACGCAGCUAGAGGAAAGCCACGUGAUCAACGAAUAUGGAUAUCUCUGGCAAACGAAUUUAUGGUGGCUUCACAAAACCAAGGGAAAGCUGUCAAAUACAAGGUUGAAUUACAUAAACAAUGUGAAGAGAAUCGUGCAUAUGCUAAUUUUAGAUCACAUUAA